Toxorhynchites rutilus septentrionalis is the source of this 3150-nucleotide messenger RNA. RefSeq lists its product as uncharacterized. The transcript has a single exon. Bases 1 to 3150 code for a protein of 1049 amino acids. NCBI's taxonomy places the organism in Eukaryota, Metazoa, Arthropoda, Insecta, Diptera, Culicidae. The record is from RefSeq and is a predicted model, not a curated record.
AUGCCGUAUCUGUCGUUUCCCUCGGUCUCUAAUGGGGCUCCACCCGGGUAUCCACCAUUGAUCUCUGCUACUGUUAGUUCGUUUCCAGGAAUUCCAAGCAAUCCGAAUGUUCUCCCCCCAAUUUCUGCUUCGUAUCCAGUAACAAGGCCGGUGAUGAUGCCUUCAGUGUUGCCAACGAUGCCGGAAACAGACGUGAAUAGGUUCAAUUCUUCCAUCGUUUCGGUAGGACCAACUAGUGCCCAAUUGGCAGCCCGGCAAGUAAUGCCGCGGGAGUUGCCGAAGUUCAGCGGGGAUCCCGAGGAGUGGCCUAUGUUCUAUAGUUCGUUCAAGAACACGACGGAGGUUUGUGGAUAUACGGAUGCCGAGAAUCUAGCUAGGCUGCAGCGUUGCUUGGGAGGUUCAGCAUUGGAGGCAGUUAAGAGUCGUCUGCUCCUACCGGCAUCUGUUCCAUAUGUUAUGGAAACGCUGCGUAAGCUCUAUGGUAGGCCAGAAACAUUGAUUAGUUCUCUUCUGAAGAAGGUCAGGAACGUUCCGUCACCAAAGUCGGACAACUUGAACACUAUUGUCACGUACGGUCUAGUAAUUCAAAAUCUCGUGGAUCACAUUAUUUUGACCGACCAACAAGCGCAUUUAUGCAAUCCGAUGCUGCUCCAGGAGUUGAUCGACAAGCUACCCACUUCGCUUAAACUGCAAUGGGGGACCUACAAGCAAUCGUUCGGGAACGUCAACCUGGAGACAUUCAACAAUUUCAUGUCAGGGCUGGUGAAUCUGGCCUCCGAUCUGAGCAUCGGGGUCGACUCGGCACAAAACUACCACAAGCAACCUAGAGGGGAUAGGACGAAGCCGAAGGAGAAGUUAUUCACUCAUGCCAAUGAGUCACCAGUGGUGCCAAAGAAGGUGGAUGAAGGCAAAGAAGGCAUUUCGAAAGCGUGUUCCUAUUGCGAUAAAGACGGUCACCAGAUCGCCAACUGUUACAGUUACCGGUCAUUAGACGUCGAAGGCCGCUGGAAGGCAAUGAGGCAGAAGAAUCUGUGCAGACUGUGCUUGAUACCGCAUCGUAAAUGGCCAUGCCGGUCAAAAAAGGAAUGCGGAGUGGACGGUUGCCGUAUUCGACACCAUAUGCUGCUUCACAGUAAUCGCAACGGUGCUGCCGACGGUACCAAAUCUACCGAAACUGUUCACCAGUAUCAUCAUCACAUGAAAUCCUUUUCCCUGUUCCGUUAUCUGCCAGUCACGCUCUAUGGAAACGGAAAACAAGUCGAAACAUUUGUAUUUUUGGAUGAUGGAUCGUCUUCAACGUUGCUAGAAGAAGGAAUCGCAUCACUGUUGGGUAUCGAAGGUGAACCAGACAACCUGUUGUUGAGCUGGACAGGAAAGAUCAGUCGGCAUGAGAAGACAUCCAGGCGGUUAAGUGUGAACGUAUCCGGGGCUGGUAAGAAGGAAAUGUUCCAGUUAGGUAAUGUGCGAACGGUUCGGGAGCUGGGACUCCCAAGUCAAACGUUGGAUUACGUGGAGCUUUGUAGUACGUUCCCGCAUCUGCGAGGACUUCCAGUGGCCAGUUAUAUCGAUGCCAGGCCAGGCAUGAUUAUAGGUCUAGAGCACGUUCAGCUUCUCACAAGCUUGAAGACUCGUGAAGGUACCGGCAGUGAACCAGUCGCAACAAAAACUCGAUUAGGAUGGUGCGUGUAUGGAAGGAACUCGGGAAACGAAGGGUCCUUCGAACAACUGCAUGUCCACGCUUGCAGUGAGAUGAGCAAUUGCGACCUUCAUGACUCUAUGCGAAAGUUUUUCGCAGUGGAGGAGGCUGUAGUGACGAAGCAACUAGAAGCCGAAGAGGACAAGCGGGCACGCAGUAUUCUAGAAGCAACAACGGUGAGACGAGGAGCUCGUAUGGAGACGGGUUUACUCUGGCGGCAUGACGAUGUAAAAUUUCCGGAUAGUUUUCCAAUGGCAAUGAGUAGGUUGAAGGGCUUGGAGAAACGAUUGGCCAAGGAUCCUGAGCUGCGUAGAAGAGUCAACGAACAAAUCAAUAGUUACGAACAGAAGCAGUACGUGCGCAAAGUGCCACCAGAAGUACUAAGAAACAUCAGUCGACAGCGAAUGUGGUAUCUUCCGUUAGGUGUCGUAACGAAUCCCAAGAAACCGAACAAGAUCAGAAUGGUGUGGGAUGCUGCUGCGAAGGCUGGCGGAGUGUCGUUUAAUGACAUGCUACUGAAGGGUCCGGAUCUCCUCGUAUCUUUGGUGGAAGUCUUGUUACGAUUCCGGGAAGGGAAGAUUGCGGUGUGCUCUGACAUUCGCGAAAUGUUCCUGAGGAUCCUCAUUCGAGAGGAAGAUAAAUGGUCACAGUGCUUUCUAUGGAGAGACAGUCCAGACGCUGAAAUCCAGGUUUACGUGAUCAACGUUGCGAUGUUUGGUGCAACCAGUUCGCCGUGUACGGCGCAGUUUGUUAAGAACAGAAAUGCCUCCGACUACCUGGAAUUAUAUCCUCGAGCAGUAGAGGCGAUCAUCAAAAACCACUACGUGGAUGAUUUUCUAGAUAGUGUCAAUUCGGUGGAAGAAGCUGUGCAGCUUGUCAAACAAGUGCAGUUGGUCCAUGCAGCCGCAGGCUUCGAGUUUGGAAAAAUUUCAUCCAAUUCGCAGGAGGUGCUUGAUCUUCUAGGGGAGACUGGAUCGCCAACCAACAAGUUGCUCAACCUAGAAAAGGAUAGAGUCUAUGAGCGUAUCUUAGGAGUUGUGUGGGUUCGUGCAGUGGAUCACUUCACCUUCGAACAGACAGGGUUGGAUGGAAUCAUGGGUGAAAAUAGAGCAGUUCCAACAAAGAGACAAGUUCUACGUACCGUGAUGAAAUUGUACGAUCCAUUAGGCUUCGUGGCACACUUUGUGGUGCAGGGCAAAAUACUUAUGCAGGAGAUCUGGCGAACGGGUACCAACUGGGACGAGCCCAUUGCACAACAACUACAUGAUCUAUGGAGUAGAUGGAUUGCACUGUAUGCGGCUAUCAACGAAGUGAAAAUUCCUCGUUGCUUCUUCGGAAAUCUUCGACCACAGGAGGUUGACGAAAUUGAAAUCCACGUCUUCACGGAUGCAAGCGUAGUGGCAUGUGCGUGCGUAGCUUAUCUUAGAAUAUCGUCCACCAGGGGGAACUUGUGA